Molecule: messenger RNA, 1323 nt
Organism: Entrophospora candida
Lineage: Eukaryota; Fungi; Glomeromycota; Glomeromycetes; Entrophosporales; Entrophosporaceae
Source: the annotation of a GenBank genome assembly
AUGGAGGAACCUACGCCGAAUUUACUAGAAUUAGAAGAAAAAACCAUAUUUGAUGCAUCAAAAGCUAGCGAGCUCAUAGAUAAAUUUCUAUCAUCAUAUAUUCAUCAAAAGGAAAAAACCAUAGCAGAAGAAACUGAAAAUUAUCCCCUACCAGGUCAUAUGAUGGCACCAUCAUAUAUUUCGCGUUUACCAACUGGCUCAGAAAUCGGCAUAUAUCUUGCAAUGGGAUUGAGUGGUACAAUUCUAAAGUUAACAGUGGUAAAAUUGUUAAGUCGUGGUGAAACUGAAUUAGAACACGACAGAGAAUUAAAGAUUCCUGAUGAUUUGAAAGUUGGAACUGUUGAUAAUCUAUUUGAUUGGAUUGCAAAAAUUGGAGUAAAUGAAGGUAUUGUUGUUGCAGGGAUAGGAUGUGAAACGACUGAAUUAAUUGGUAAUAAUAUAGUUGAAUUAUUACAGGCUGCAUUUAUUCGAAAGGGAGUAAAAAUUCAAAUUGUAGCUAUAGUUGAUGAUGUUGUUGGUGUAUUAGUAGCGAACGCUUACAAAGAUCAAAAUACAAUCAUAUCAGCAAUUAUAGAUGACUUCAGAACAAAUGCUGCCUGUAUUUGUACAUCGUCAUCAAUAAUAAAAGAAACUCAAAGUCAUCAACAUCAUGUACCAGAAUAUAUGAUUGUAAAUACUGAAUGGGGUUCGAUCGGUACCGAGUUUUUACCUUUUAUAAAAUAUGAUAAAAUUCUUUCCAGUCAACAUCAAAAACAACAUAACGGAACUUCUGGUUCGAGAAGACGGCCAUUUGAACAAAUGAUUGCUGGUGUUUAUUUGGGUGAAUUGGUAAGAUUGACUAUCGUAGAUUAUGUGAAAGUUUUUAAUUUGUUUGAUGGUGUGUCACCUACAGGAAUGGACAUACCUUAUAGUUUUUCAUCUCUUUUAAUGUCUGAAAUCGAAAGUGAUCAAUCAUCAGAAAAAUCUGAUAGUUUAAAUGCGUUAUUAAACAAUUUUGAAUUUUCCAAGAAACCAAGCAAAGAAGAUCUACAGACAGUACAUAGAAUUAUAAAGAGUUAUUCUAGACGUUCGGCUCAAUUGUUUGCAAUAGCUAUCGCUUCAUUAAUCAAACUUCAAUGUCCAGAAUUUCCAUCUGUUGAACGUAAUGUUGUAGUGGCUGUUGAUGGAUCUAUAUAUCAUAAUCAUUAUGAAUAUUCAAACCGGACUAGCAAGUUUUUAAGAGAUUUUCAAAAUAUUCAAAAAGAUGAGAAAAUUAAAUUAUCACCUAUAAAGGAUGGUAGUUGUACAGGUGCUGCUUUAAUUGCUAUGAUGUAUUCUCAUUGA